Messenger RNA from Cajanus cajan (pigeon pea), 1569 nucleotides. Its product is annotated as ADP/ATP translocase 3, mitochondrial. Gene Ontology annotation, biological process: mitochondrial ADP transmembrane transport; mitochondrial ATP transmembrane transport. Lineage: Eukaryota; Viridiplantae; Streptophyta; Magnoliopsida; Fabales; Fabaceae. Gene Ontology annotation, cellular component: mitochondrial inner membrane. The record is from RefSeq and is a predicted model, not a curated record. Gene Ontology annotation, molecular function: ATP:ADP antiporter activity.
CCAAAGAAAAAUGGUUGAAGACAAAAGGAAAAAAAUGAGGGGCAAAUCCGUCAUUACAAACAAAACCCUAAUGCCCUCGUUCGGUGCUCCCAUUUAUAGUCUCUCUCUCAUUCGCUUCUAUUCUCUUACGAUCUCAUCGAAGGCCUCUCUCCUGGUCACAAUCUAGACUGCAAUCAUGGCUGAUGGACCGCAGCAUCCAUCAGUUGCUCAGAAGCUAGCUGGACAGUCUUACCUGAUGUCCAGGCUUAGCCCCAACUUCAACACCAGGAAUUAUUCUGCAGCUGGUUCUUACUACAAUGCGGGAGUGCAUUAUUCUGGAUUGGCUGCUGUGUUGCCUUCAUCUUCAGUUACUGCACAUGCUCCAGCAGAGAAAGGAGCGGGUGCUUUUUUGGUGGAUUUUCUGAUGGGUGGAGUGUCUGCUGCUGUGUCGAAGACAGCUGCUGCUCCAAUUGAAAGAGUCAAACUCCUUAUCCAAAAUCAGGAUGAAAUGAUUAAAAGUGGUCGGUUGUCUGAACCAUAUAAGGGAAUUGGUGAUUGUUUUGCCCGAACCAUGAAGGAUGAGGGUAUAAUUGCACUUUGGAGAGGCAAUACUGCUAAUGUUAUCAGAUACUUCCCUACUCAGGCUCUGAACUUUGCUUUUAAGGAUUACUUCAAGAGGCUUUUCAACUUUAAAAAGGACAAAGAUGGCUACUGGAAAUGGUUUGCUGGGAAUUUGGCAUCUGGUGGUGCUGCUGGGGCUUCUUCCCUGUUAUUUGUCUAUUCUUUGGAUUAUGCCCGUACUCGUUUAGCAAAUGAUGCAAAGGCUGCAAAGAAGGGUGGUGAGAGGCAGUUUAAUGGCAUGAUUGAUGUUUACAAGAAAACCAUCCAGUCUGAUGGCAUUGCUGGCCUAUAUCGUGGAUUCAACAUCUCAUGUGUUGGAAUCAUAGUGUAUCGCGGUCUUUACUUUGGAAUGUAUGAUUCUCUGAAACCAGUUGUUUUGGUCGGUGGAUUGCAGGAUAGUUUCUUUGCUAGUUUCCUUUUGGGAUGGGGAAUCACAAUUGGUGCUGGUUUGGCUUCGUAUCCCAUUGAUACUGUGCGUAGAAGGAUGAUGAUGACUUCUGGAGAAGCUGUGAAGUACAAGAGUUCUUUGCAUGCUUUCCAAACAAUCGUCGCAAAAGAGGGUACCAAGUCACUCUUCAAAGGUGCUGGUGCAAACAUAUUACGUGCUGUAGCAGGUGCUGGUGUGCUUGCUGGUUAUGACAAGCUACAGCUCGUUUUGUUUGGAAAGAAAUACGGAUCUGGUGGAGGCGGCUAAAAUGAUGACGACAAUUCCUGUUGAUUUCCUUGUCAUUUGAAUAAUUUUGGAUGAAAAAUAUCGGUAUUAAUAUUUUCCCAAAAUUUAGGAUCUUGAUAUUUAGAAAUCAUAGUUUUGCAAACAAGGAUUUUCAUUCCGAGGAGUUUGAGACCCCCCUUUUGGUUGAGAAAUAAUUUAGACUUGUUUUGAAUGCCCGUGUGGUUAUGCGAUUCAGCGAUUGUCUAGUGAAAGUUGUUAUAUUCAAGCACGUUUAAUAGUUUUUCAAAUCUUGAUUA